Molecule: messenger RNA, 600 nt
Organism: Vitis vinifera (wine grape)
Lineage: Eukaryota; Viridiplantae; Streptophyta; Magnoliopsida; Vitales; Vitaceae
Product: probable calcium-binding protein CML29
Exons: 1
Coding region: 46-528 (160 amino acids)
Molecular function (GO): calcium ion binding
Source: RefSeq, a predicted model, not a curated record
GGUGCCCAAAUGUAAAUAAAAGCCAAGCAGUAAUCCUAAACUUCCAUGGCACAAGUACCAGGGUCUCUCUCUACUGAAACAGAGGCGCUGAGCCAUUUGAUGAGCCUGGUGGAGGCCUUUCGGGCUUUUGAUGGAGACAAUGAUGGGUUGAUCUCUGCUGCAGAACUGGGUGGAAUCAUGGGGUCGCUUGGCUACAAUCCGAGCGAACACGAUGUGAAGACAAUGAUGCAGCAAGGAGACACUAACAGACAUGGGUUGCUGAGCAUUGUGGAGUUUCUGAAGAUGAACACCCAGGACAUGGAUCUAGGGGUCCUGGGACCUUUCCUCAAAAAUGCUUUUACACUUUUGGAGGCAGGUGUGGAGGAAGACGACAAGGUGACCGGAGAGGAGCUGCAUGGAGUUAUAGGGGAUAUGGAAAUAGAGUUAUCUUUGGACGACUGCCAGGGUAUCAUUGCUGCCAUGGAUGGGGAUGGCGAUGGAUGCGUUAGUUUUGAGGACUUCAAACUCAUAGUUCAAUCCCUCCUCUAGAUCAUUCCCGUGUUCUAUAUGCUUAAUAAACAACUAGUAAUUACCAAAUAAUACUCAGCUCAAGUUCCUUCA